GUUCAGUAGUACAGGCUGUGUGUGCUAGACAGCUAGAGUGAGGCUGCAGUGAAACGACGGACUUUAGGACCCGGUCUUUUAGAGAGUCAGCAGUGGCGUCAUUCGCGGAGUGAUCACACGCGCAGGCUGAGGGCGAUGGCUCAAAAAGCAGGACGGCGGUAUGUCCGAGCUUUUGUCAGCGGCUUUUUUGUAGCAGUUCCUGUGACUGUGACGGUUUUGGACCGGCUUGCUUAUGUGGCUCGGGUGGACGGUGCAUCCAUGCAGCCCUCGCUGAACCCGGAGGGAGCCUCAGCGCCUGAUGUUGUGCUUCUCAACCGCUGGAGUGUGAGGAACUAUCAGGUGCAGCGCGGGGAUAUCGUGUCAGUUGUGUCUCCAAAGAACCCAAAACAGAAGAUCAUUAAGCGAGUUAUUGCUCUUGAGGGAGACUUUAUCAAGACUCUGGGCUAUAAAAACCGUUACCUAAGGGUUCCAGGUGGACACCUGUGGAUCGAGGGCGAUCAUCACGGUCACAGCUUCGACAGCAACACAUUUGGACCGGUCUCUCUCGGCCUCAUCCAUGGUAAAGCAUCUCACAUUAUCUGGCCCCCAAACCGGUGGCAGAAGAUUAAACCAUCUGUUCCUCCUGACCGCAGACCUAUGCUGAACUGGGGAGAAUCAACAGAAGAGGAAGACGAUGAUGAAGAAAAAUGACCACACAACCCCAGUAUCGUCCUGUACAGGCCGUGCUGUCGUGGACUCAGCUAAGGACAUGUGAGCUGGAUAAAAGCAGAAAGCCAUAAUCAGCAUUUGUGGAAUAGUUUUUUUUACAAUCUGUUGUUUGUGAAGAAAUGAGCUAAUGAAAUUCAUGGUAAUUGAAAGCAUUCCUGUGAUAAAAUCUCUGAGUUUUAGUUAUGUUCUGUAGUUUUUUUUUAUUUGUAGAAAAAUAAAGGACACAGAUGCAUCCAUUUUA
Messenger RNA from Astyanax mexicanus (Mexican tetra), 949 nucleotides. It is a transcript of the gene immp2l, whose product is annotated as inner mitochondrial membrane peptidase subunit 2. The coding region runs from base 136 to 690 and encodes 184 amino acids. The record is from RefSeq and is a predicted model, not a curated record. The transcript is spliced from 6 exons. Gene Ontology annotation, cellular component: mitochondrial inner membrane peptidase complex; membrane. Gene Ontology annotation, molecular function: serine-type endopeptidase activity. Gene Ontology annotation, biological process: mitochondrial respiratory chain complex assembly. Lineage: Eukaryota; Metazoa; Chordata; Actinopteri; Characiformes; Acestrorhamphidae.